Molecule: messenger RNA, 1518 nt
Organism: Annulohypoxylon truncatum
Lineage: Eukaryota; Fungi; Ascomycota; Sordariomycetes; Xylariales; Hypoxylaceae
Exons: 5
Coding region: 1-1518 (505 amino acids)
Molecular function (GO): oxidoreductase activity; FAD binding
Source: RefSeq, a predicted model, not a curated record
AUGAAGUUCGACUCGGUGUUUGCUAGAACCCGACGCAUGUGGCUCUGGCUUUGGUUCAUUCCAGUCUACGCUGCUGUAGUUAGUGACCUGAACGCGCUUGACCUCAAAGCCCUACUCACGGAUGAGGAUAUUCAUUGGGCAUCUAAUACUUCUAUAUCGUUCCCAGAUGUGGGGGGCUUCGCCAACGUUACUGAACGAUGGACGGUGUUCAAACCCCCAACUUAUCUCGCCGCUAUCAGCCCUGGAGCCGAGGCAGACGUAGUCAAGAGCGUUAAAAUAGCGCGAUCGAAUAAUAUUCCCUUUCUUCCCACAGGUGGCCGCCAUGGCUACAUAACGACCCUAGGGAAUAUUCAAAACGGGCUCGCCAUUGACCUAAGCCACUUUAAUUCUGUAAGCUUAGAUGAUCGCACAGGAACUUUAACAGUUGGCGGGGGCACCCGUGUAAGAGAUUUCUUAGAUAUUGUGUACAAUGCGGGAUUUGAAGUUCCAAUUGGAUCUUGUUCAUGUCCAGGUUACGUUGGGGUUUCGAUCGGAGCCGGGAUCGGAAGAUGGCAAGGCCUCUACGGCUUAGUGACCGAUGCCCUUCUCUCAGUUCGCCUUAUAACUGCGGACGGGCGCCUAGUUGAAGCGUCUGAGGAUACGAAUGCGGACCUCUUCUGGGGCAUCCGGGGCGCCGGUGCAAACUUUGGAAUCAUCACGUCCGCAACUUUCAAGCUUUCGAGGCCUGUCAGUGGCGGUCAGAUUACAAAUUUCGACUUCAUUAUCCCGGCAGAACUAACCAGCGACUAUUUCAACGCUCUACAAUCUUUCAACGGAUCACUGCCAUCUAAGCUUGCGACGGUUACUGCAAUAGAGUACAAUGAAACCAUUGGCGAGCCACAGGUAAUGGCUAACUGGGUGUACAUGGGCCCCAAAGCUGAAGCCAUGAAAGCAGUUGUGCCAAUAUUAAAUCUCAAACCUCCUAUUACCCAGAUCACGAACGUGUCUUGGAAUAAGUUCCUAUAUGUUGCUGGGUUCGGAAUGGAUGUGGGCCUUUGCGAUAAUGGUUUGGCCCGUCGCAUCUACUCAGCUAACGUGCUAAAUCUCUCUGCGCCAACCUACGAUAUGGCGUUUAAGAAGAUGACUACGUUUUUCAACGACUACCCUUCGGCACGUGGUAGUGCUGUCACAUUUGAGAUAUUUCCCAAUCAAGCAAUGUCAUCUGUGCCUAACAACGCAACUGCAUACCCUUGGAGAGAUGCCCUGGGCAACAUGAUAAUCCAAUUCAUCUGGUCGGGUCAAGCCUCUAGCGACCUCGAUGGAAGAACAAGCGUCCUAGGCCGUGAGCUUCGCGAUGACUUUGUAGCGACCUCAGGUUACCCCGGCCUCUCUGUUUAUGUCAAUUAUGCAUAUGGAGAUGAGACGAUUGAGCAGAUUUACGGGUCAGAGAAACUACCCCGUCUUGCUGCAUUGAAAAAGACGUGGGAUCCUGAUAAUGUCUUCGCGUACAAUAUCCCCCUACCAACGGAAUACCCCUAA